Messenger RNA from Phycomyces blakesleeanus NRRL 1555(-), 2037 nucleotides. RefSeq lists its product as hypothetical. The record is from RefSeq and is a predicted model, not a curated record. Lineage: Eukaryota; Fungi; Mucoromycota; Mucoromycetes; Mucorales; Phycomycetaceae. The transcript has 6 exons. Gene Ontology annotation, molecular function: metal ion binding; transcription cis-regulatory region binding. The coding region runs from base 1 to 2037 and encodes 678 amino acids. Gene Ontology annotation, biological process: positive regulation of transcription by RNA polymerase II.
AUGACAAUCUCAUUCAUCAGUCAAAACUUGUCAAGAAAUAAACAAGCAGAACACGAAUUUCCAUUAAUGACGCAUUGCUCAUCCUCUCAGUUUCGUACGACUCUAAAGCGCAUAAUCCCAGAUGGCGCAGUCGGUUCAGAAGAAUGCUCUCCAAAUAUACAUUCACUUUCAUCCUUGCUUUCUUCUAAACAAUCUGAUACACUAAAAGCAACAGAUAAAGAUUGUAGUGCUUUGAACAAAGCAAAGUCAAACAGUGAGAAUAAAGCAGACAGGACAAAGACCAGGCACAAAAGGCUUAGGAAACAGAGUUUGUCUCUCAAUCAUCUUAUAAACUUCACUUUGACUGAACCACCUGUUCCUUCUCACAUUCCUUGUACUUCAAUGAGUUCACAAAGCCUCAUUCCUCACAAACGAGAUGCCUUUGUCAACGCAAACUAUCGUUUCUUAAUCCACCCAGACUCUCGAGACACUGUGGAUGUUGUUAACCCAGAUACAAAUGUUGAUUGGGAUAAUGUCGAGCAAGUAGUGGUGUCUGCUGCAAAUUGUUCCAAUUGUCCCGUGUGUCUUUCAACGCCAAGCGUUCCGAGAAUGGCUAAAUGUGGUCACAUAUUCUGUCUGGCUUGUAUUUCACAGUUUUUCACCGUACAAGCCAAUCCAUACAGAACAGAACGAGGGUGUCCAAUAUGUAUGAAGCAUAUUGAACGAUGUGAUUUACGGUGUGUCCGCAUAAUAGACUGCUUUGCCAUCAAAAGCGACAAGAAAAUGUCUUCCGAUGAUGAUGAAAGCGACCAAGAAGAUAAACAAGACGAUGAGCAAACUGAUGAAGAGCCAAGUGUCAAACCUGGCCAGACAGUUGACUUUUGUUUGCUGCACCGCAAAUCUGACUAUGUGUUUGUGCAACCAGUCCCCGAGGAUAGCACCAACACUUCAUUUCGCUCAAAUAUUUCGAAAAAGAUCCCUUUUGUAUCUACCAAAGGUGUGCUGGAGUUCUCAAGGUAUAUGUUGGCUACUCGCAAGCACAUGGAGGCAGAAUUCGAAAGAGAACAGUCGACGUUAGAAAUAGAGGCCAUUGAAUCCCUGACGCUAAAAGACGCCAAUCAACUGGGUACUGUAACUAAAUGCAUCCAAGAAAUCGAGACAUCCAACGAGGGUCUCAGCCAAAGGUACUCUACAGACUCCAAUUCGACCUCAAUGUCCCUUGCCAAAACAAGAGCGUCUUGGGCAGCCGGAUACCGCCGAGCGACUGCCAAUCCUACACGUCCAGCUGGAGUAGGACAAGACUACUAUUUCCAUCAGGCGGUAGACGGUCAAUACGUCUACCUGAAUUCUCUUAACAUCCGCAUGUUGCGACAUGAAUUUGGAGACUAUUGUAAUUUUCCAAAACGAUUCUCAUUAUUUGUACUAUAUACUGAAGAAGCUACAAUAACUCCAGAACUUCGUAAACGACACAAGUAUAUCGCACAUUUACCGCUUUAUUGUAAUAUUACAUUUGCUCUUGUUGAUCUAAGUGGUGUUGUUUCUGAACCAACUCUCAAACGCUUUGAAAAUGAUAUGGCGCAGCGUCUUGAUAAGCAAUCCGAUGAACCUGUUGAUGUAACAAGAAGUUCACCAACUUCAAAAAACAGGAGAAAUACUACCAAUAGUAAUAAUAACAAUUACGAUGAAGAUGAAGACGAAGACGAGGAUGAAGACUGUUUUUACUAUUAUGGUACCCCUUCAGGUCAAAACCAGAACCGUAGCCGCAGCCGUAACCGCAACCCCACAACACAAUCACCGUCACCGUCACCACCACAAUCGUCAUCAGCAUCACCAUUGCAAUGGCAAGACCAAUCCCCGGUGGGUUCAUUAGUAGCGCGUACCUUAAUUGCUUCACUCGCAAACCCUGCACCAACUUCGGAUUCGAGAUUUGAAGCUGAUUCUGAUGACGAAGAUCUAAAGUAUGUAUUGCGACUAUCAGCCGCAGAGUAUGCAAGUCAGCAGGAGAUGCGACAAGCAAAUCGCGCAGAAACCACUGAGACUACAGGUAGUGCUAAUUAA